AUGCCUCAGCAUCCCGCCGAAGAGAACACCCAAUCCCACAUCUUUGACAAGGUUGCCAAAGAAUCUUCUGACUCCACGGCUUCGAACCAUCCUCUCCACGAUGAAAACAAAGGGCCAUUGAAGCAGGCAACCUCUGAAGACCAUAGAAGCAAGGGUCCGCAGCUCUCGGACAACCUUCCCCCAGCCGCUGACAAAGAGGAGUUGAGGGCAAAGGCUCGAGAGAUGAACAAAUAG
Molecule: messenger RNA, 234 nt
Organism: Capronia epimyces CBS 606.96
Lineage: Eukaryota; Fungi; Ascomycota; Eurotiomycetes; Chaetothyriales; Herpotrichiellaceae
Exons: 2
Coding region: 1-234 (77 amino acids)
Source: RefSeq, a predicted model, not a curated record